AUGCUGAAAUUGUAUCUGCUGCAGGUGCAGGACUUGAGUUACUCGACCACCGCGUGGCAGACGGUCGGUAGCAAGUCUCAUUUCGGUGCAGGGCUUGCCUUCAACGCUGUCCCCUGCGGGAGGUACGCUGUGCGGGUCCUUGUCGACACAACGAACGGCUCCGCGGACCCUGUCUACAACCUCGACAUCCGGCACACUGAGGUGCAGGCUGCCUGUCCCACUUUAGAAUCCACUACAUUACCAGGAGCUUCUACAUCCCCAUCACCAGGAGCCUCUACAUCCCCAUCACCAGGAGCCUCUACAUCCCCAUCACCAGGAGCCUCUCCAUCACUAUCACAUGCAGGACCGCUCAACAUCGUCAUUGCCAUCAUUGUCGUGGUGGUGCUGGUUGUCGUGGUUGUCGCGUUGUUGGGGACUUGCUGGCUGCGGCGCAGGAUGCAGCGGCGCAGGGUGCAGCGGCGUUUACAGAACCCCGUCACCGUGCCGCUCACACAUGGCGACCUUCAAGAAAUGGAAACGAUCCGAAAAAAUGUUGAAGGAUGCUGGGAGCUUGGCCCGAAGUACUUCCGGAAAAUAUUAGACAUUGAAUGCAGAAUUGAUUUCCGCCUUGUUUAUAUAAGAUGCUUCUAUAGUCCCGCGGCGUUCCAGCGAUCAAUCGUUCGCCACUUCAGCGACUUUAGCGUCUUCGGCGUCUUCAGCUUUAAGUGUUACCCCCAAGCCCGACAAGCCAUCGCCCGUCAGUCGGUGCCGCGGGAGUGA
Messenger RNA from Hyalella azteca, 759 nucleotides. RefSeq lists its product as uncharacterized. Lineage: Eukaryota; Metazoa; Arthropoda; Malacostraca; Amphipoda; Hyalellidae. The record is from RefSeq and is a predicted model, not a curated record. The transcript is spliced from 7 exons. Bases 1 to 759 code for a protein of 252 amino acids.